GAAGGGGUGAAUUUUUUUAAGAUUUCUUUUUUCACAAGUUCUCAAUCUCCCUUCCCCCUUCAUCUUUAACAUGUUCAAAUCCUUGCGUGCUGCUAGCUCUUUCGCCCAGCGUGCCUCUUUGGUCGCUCGUAAACCCGUUCAACAUCAACAAAAGCGUUUCCUUAACAUCCACGAAUACUUGUCUGUUAAGCUUUUGAGAGAAUACGGUAUUAACGCUCCCAAGGGUGAAGUUGCAAAGACACCUGAAGAGGCUUAUGAUAUUGCAAAGAAACUCGGAUCCGACGAUCUUGUCAUCAAGGCUCAAGUCCUUGCUGGUGGUCGUGGUAAAGGUACCUUUGACAAUGGUUAUAAGGGUGGUGUAAAGACUUUCAAUACACCCGAAGAAGCUAGAGAGCUUGCUGAAAACAUGCUUGGUCACAGAUUGAUCACGAAGCAGACCGGUGCUGAAGGAAAGCCCUGUAACGCUGUCUACAUCUGUGAACGUAAGUAUGCUCGUAAUGAAUAUUACUUUGCCAUCUUAUUGGACCGUAAGUCUGCUGGUCCCGUUAUCGUUGCCUCUGCUCAAGGUGGUGUCGAUAUCGAAACUGUUGCUGCUCAAAACCCUGAUGCUAUCAUCACUCUCCCUGUUGAUAACAAGGUUGGUCUUACUAAGGAAGCCGCUUUGGGUCUCGCCAAGAAGAUGGGUUUCACUCCUCAAGGUCAAGAACAAGCUGCUGACACUUUUGUAAACCUCUUCAAGCUCUUCAACGAAAAGGAUGCCACUCAAGUCGAAAUCAAUCCUUUGUCAGAAUCCAGCGAUCACCAAGUUCUCUGUAUGGAUGCCAAAUUGAACUUUGACGAUAACGCCAGCUUCAGACAACAAGAUGUCUUUUCUCUCCGUGAUUUCACUCAAGAAGAUUCUCGUGAAAUUGCUGCUGCUAAGUACAACUUGAACUACAUCGGUUUGGAUGGUAGCAUUGGUUGUUUAGUCAAUGGUGCUGGUCUUGCUAUGGCUACCAUGGAUAUCAUUCAACUUCACGGUGGUAAGCCCGCCAACUUCUUGGAUGUCGGUGGUGCUGCUACCCCUGAAGCUGUCAAGGCUGCUUUUGAAAUCAUUACCUCUGAUCCUCAUGUUUCAUCUGCAUUCGUCAAUAUUUUUGGUGGUAUCAUGCGUUGUGAUGUUAUCGCUGAAGGUAUCAUUUCUGCUGCCAAGGACUUGGAUCUCAAGAUUCCCUUGAUCGUCCGUCUCCGUGGUACAAAGGUCGAUGAAGCCAAAAAGUUGAUUGCUGAAUCUGGUCUUCGUAUCUUUGCUGUUGAAGAUUUAGACACUGCUGCCCAAAAGGCUGUCAAGUUCUCACAAAUUGUCACAUUAGCCAGAGAAGCAGGCAUUGAUGUCAAGUUUGCUUAAAGAAUCUCCCUUUCUACCUCAUCUUAUUUAUAUUUUAUAUAUAUUUUCUUAUUUUUGUUAACUACAUAAAAGAAUCUUUCCUCUUUCUCUUUAAGUGGGGAUAUGUACUCUUUCUUUUUAAUGAC
Rhizopus microsporus ATCC 52813 is the source of this 1512-nucleotide messenger RNA. Its product is annotated as succinyl-CoA ligase beta-chain. Gene Ontology annotation, cellular component: mitochondrion; succinate-CoA ligase complex. Gene Ontology annotation, molecular function: succinate-CoA ligase (ADP-forming) activity; ATP binding. Gene Ontology annotation, biological process: succinyl-CoA metabolic process; tricarboxylic acid cycle. NCBI's taxonomy places the organism in Eukaryota, Fungi, Mucoromycota, Mucoromycetes, Mucorales, Rhizopodaceae. The record is from RefSeq and is a predicted model, not a curated record. Bases 71 to 1387 code for a protein of 438 amino acids. The transcript is spliced from 6 exons.